This is a messenger RNA of Triticum dicoccoides, 1209 nucleotides long. RefSeq names its product protein ABERRANT PANICLE ORGANIZATION 1-like. The coding region runs from base 103 to 1158 and encodes 351 amino acids. Lineage: Eukaryota; Viridiplantae; Streptophyta; Magnoliopsida; Poales; Poaceae. The transcript has 2 exons. The record is from RefSeq and is a predicted model, not a curated record. Gene Ontology annotation, molecular function: protein binding.
UCUCGCUCCUCCUCGUCCUCCCCUUUCUCGCGUCCCCAUUUCCUCCCACCAAAUACGGCACCGUGAUCCGCCACCGACCCGCCGACCGAUCCCCGGCCGGCCAUGGCCUCCGACCCCGCCGCCUGCUGCCCGUGGGACGCGCUCCCGGCGCACCUCCAGGAGCGCAUCCUCUCCCGCCUGCCGCUCACCGCGCUCGUCCCCGUCGCCGCCGUCUCCCGGGCGCUGCGGCGCCUCCUCCGCUCCCCGGCCUUCCACGCCCUCCUCUCCCCGCACCGCCUCGACGCCUUCUUCCUCCUCUCUCCGCGCCUCGCCUUCCACCCGCUCUCCCGGCGCCUCCUCCAGGUGCCCCCCUCGCCCCCGCUCGAUCCAUCUUGCCCUCCCCUCGUCUCCUCCGCCUCCCCCUCCUUCCUUGUCACCGCCGACUCGCUCCUCCGCCUCCCGGCGCUCCCCGACCGCUCCUACCUCAUCGCCGUCGUCGUCCCACCCUCACCCUCCUCCACCUCCAGCCGGGAUUACACCCUUGUCGCCGUCACCACCAACGGCGCCGCUGUCCGCUCGUAUUCCCUGGACUCCGCCGAUCCCUCCCCACGGUGGGUGCCUGGGGCCGAGCUCCCGCUGCCAUUUGCGAUCCUCGGCAAUGCUGCGGUCGCCACUGACCGUUCUCGGCUCUUUGUGCUCGGCCGGGGCCCGGACGCGCUUCUGGUGCUUGAUCUCGAGACCAGGAAGUGGGCUGCUCCGCCAGUUGUGAUGCCGCAUGGCCUUACGACGGCCCACCUGUUUGUUCUUGAUGAUCGGCUGUUCUUGGUAGGUGGGGUGGAGAGGCUCGGGGUGCUGGAGCGGGUGGUGGUGUGGCAGUUGGACAACAAUGAAGCAGUGGGAUGGGUGGAGGUAGCCACAAUGCCGCCGGAGGUGUUCGAUGAGUUGGUGGCUGGUAGGCAUGGUAGUUUCUGGCACUUUCAGGCUGCGGACAGAAUGGGGACUCUUUGUCUGUACAAUGCUUUAGAUGGGAGGCUGGUGAUGUUUGAUGCGGUGGAUUGUGUAUGGACGAUGAUGCCACGAGUGUCUGGGUUAGGAGCCGGGGAGAGCCAAAUGUGGUUUGGGCAUGUCUUGGAGCCAGGCGUCGACCUAUUGCUGGGACAACGCAGCCUGUGUUCAUGAGGAAAUAUCUAACUUCAAGAUUCAAAGCCAUCAUGUGAGUCAAGGCUGUUG